CAAAGCCGUAACGACUAAGCAAAGUAGCAAACCAGGAGAGGAAGCAAAAACCGAUCUUGGUCUUCUUCUUAUUCCUCUCCCUCUAUCGAGAUUCGAGAGAAAUAGAGUCAGAGAGAGAGAGAGAAUGGGAGUUCUGUCAAACAAGAUUUCUCGAGAUCAACUGAAGCCAGGAGAUCACAUCUACUCAUGGAGGCAGGCCUUCAUCUACGCCCACCACGGAAUAUAUGUGGGUGAUGAAAUGGUGAUCCACUUCACUCGAGGAGCAGGGCAGGAAAUUGGCACAGGAACUGUCCUAGAUCGUGUUAUUUUCAGCUCAUCGGCUCAAACAUCUGGAAAUCCAUGCCCUAAGUGUGGUGACCACUCAAGAGUUGAUGGUGUGAUUUCAUCUUGUAUUGACUGCUUCCUCUGUGGUGGCGAUCUCCAUCUCUUUGAGUACGGAGUCUCGCCAGCCUUAUUUGUUGUCCAAGCUCGAGGAGGAACCUGCACUCUUGCUUCUUCUGACCCGCCAGAGGUUGUUCUUCAUCGUGCUUCUUUUCUCCUCCAAAAUGGUUUUGGUGUUUAUAACGUUUUCAAGAACAACUGCGAAGAUUUUGCAAUCUACUGCAAGACUGGUUUGCUUAUUAGCACUAGCCUCAGUGUUGGUCGGAGUGGACAGGCAGCAUCAUUUCUAGCAGCUGCUAGUGCGAUCAUUUCUUCCCCGCUAAGAUUUUUGACAACCAGCUUUAGUGGAUUGGCAGCCGUUGGUUGUGGUAUGUAUUGCAUUAGCAGGUUGGUUUCAGAUAUGGGUGUACGUCGCGAUGUCAUCAAAGUCCCAGUCGAAGAUCUCAUUAAACCUUCUGGCGUCGUUGAAUCAGACAUUUCAACUGAGAUGGCCAAGGAAAGAUAAUCAUUAUGUAUUGAAUAACUCUGUGUGGAUUGCAAUUGUCGUUUCUGUUUCUCUCUUGAUUGUUUGCAAUGGUGAUCAAAUAAAACCGCGAUUUUAUGUAUUAUUGCUAAUUCUUGAUGGUGUUCUGUUGAAUGUUCUUGGUUAAGUGUUUAUUGGGUUAAUGCUGUAUGUUUUAAAUUUUUGACAGGUGAAUACAAGUGUACUCCAUAUG
Molecule: messenger RNA, 1097 nt
Organism: Tripterygium wilfordii
Lineage: Eukaryota; Viridiplantae; Streptophyta; Magnoliopsida; Celastrales; Celastraceae
Exons: 2
Coding region: 125-886 (253 amino acids)
Source: RefSeq, a predicted model, not a curated record